Penaeus indicus is the source of this 962-nucleotide messenger RNA. RefSeq lists its product as uncharacterized. The transcript is spliced from 4 exons. NCBI's taxonomy places the organism in Eukaryota, Metazoa, Arthropoda, Malacostraca, Decapoda, Penaeidae. Bases 168 to 962 code for a protein of 264 amino acids. The record is from RefSeq and is a predicted model, not a curated record.
CACAACAUUGGAAUCUCCGAGCGAGCCUUUCUUCAACCCAGCAUAAGGUGUGGCGCUUCCUGACCCCCCCUCACCGAUGGACGGAAGAGAGACUCCAUGUUAUUGAGAUAAACCUCCCGUCCCUCUCGCUUUUCUUUUGGAAAUCGUAAGUGCUUAACGCGGCGGAAAUGCAGGGGGUCAAGAGGCUAGGGGUGCUGUACCUGGCGGCGGCCGUGGGGGUGAUUGUGGCGCAGUUCGAUUACCACAAAGAUAGCGACACCUUCGACCAGAUCGAGUCCCUCAUUAGAGAAGUUACACCGGAGAACUGCUUUAUUAUGCCAAAGAUGAAACUCUACCUGCCAGAGGACAGUGUCUCACACUUGCCAGAAAUCAAAGAAGUCAACAUCAACCCAAUAUUCCCCAAUCGGACAGCCCUGCAUCACCUCCAUAACAUGGCUCACUCCCGAGCCUUUUUCUUCUCGUACAUUCUGCAGUCGCGGUUCAAGAGGCCAGCAUUAAAUGCAUCAGAGAGCACCUCAGAGUACGAUCCAGGCUUUAUGUAUUACUUCCUGUCUACGGUGGCAGAUGUUGCAGCAAACCCAAAGAUCAAUUCCAGUGCCCUUUAUUUCCAGCCAAAUAUGGCCUACACUUCCUCAUACAAGGGCUUUUUCAACAAGACAAUGCCACUUUUUGCACCAAGAGCAUUCAGGAUAACAAUAAUAAACCGCUACCAAAUGCAUAUAGUAAAAAAGAAAAUUGGGGAGUUUUCAGACUUAAACACUGCACUCGAGGAGAAACGAGAACACUGCACAGAGGAGGCAAUACAACAAGAACUAGGUAUUUUAGAAGAUGGAAUUGUAGCUAGGACAGGCUGGGUGGGCAGUUCAAAGGAGGCUAUCGUUUGCCGGGAAGCGGGAGAAGUGAAGAAGAUUGGAAAAGAGGGAGUCUGGGAGCUAAAUAAAAGGAAAAACUAUGGAGUAUAA